Sclerotinia sclerotiorum 1980 UF-70 is the source of this 1665-nucleotide messenger RNA. RefSeq lists its product as hypothetical. The coding region runs from base 1 to 1665 and encodes 554 amino acids. Gene Ontology annotation, molecular function: serine-type carboxypeptidase activity. The transcript has 4 exons. Gene Ontology annotation, biological process: proteolysis. The record is from RefSeq and is a predicted model, not a curated record. NCBI's taxonomy places the organism in Eukaryota, Fungi, Ascomycota, Leotiomycetes, Helotiales, Sclerotiniaceae.
AUGCGCGGCUUGAAUUCUUUAGCAUUGUUGCUUGCUGCUUCUGCUACUUCUGUGGUGGCAAUCUUACCCCAUCAUGAAGCUCAUGCCAAAUAUGCAAAGAGAUCACUCCCCAAGCAAAUCCUUGCUAGGCAACCCGUGGUGAGGUCAAGAUCGACUUCUAAGUAUUUGACAAAUUCUACUGCUUCUUUUGCCGUCAAUGGAACCGCAUUACCCGAAGUCGACUUCGAUAUUGGUGAAUCCUAUGCCGGUACUUUACCUGUUAGCACAAAUGCUUCCGAUACAAAUCGAUUGUGGUUUUGGUUCUUUCCUACCGACAAUCCCGCUGCGGAGAAAGAGAUUACAAUCUGGUUAAACGGCGGUCCAGGUUGUUCCUCUCUCGAUGGAUUUUUCCAAGAAAAUGGUCCUCUCAGUUGGCAAUCCGGCACAUAUGCACCAAUUUUAAACCCAUAUUCAUGGACGAAUCUGACCAAUAUGAUCUGGAUCGAUCAACCUGUUAGCACCGGCUUUUCACCUGGAGACAUUCUCGUUGAUGACGAGAUUGAUGUUGGAAAUCAAUUCGCUGCAUUCUGGAAGAAUUUCAUCGAUACCUUUAGCAUGCAAGGAUAUAAAGUUUACAUUACCGGAGAAAGUUAUGCUGGUCAAUAUAUUCCAUACAUUGCCAGUAACUUUUUGGAUCGCAACGAUACCAUCUACUACAAUUUGAAGGGAAUCCAGAUUAAUGAUCCAUCGAUAAAUGAAUUUGAUACAAUGGGUUCGGCCCCCGUUACAGCUGCAGCUCUGUACUAUCAAAAUAUCCUUAACCUGAACGAUACGUAUAUCGCCAACAUUACCGCACGAGCAAAGUCAUGUGGUUAUACCGAGUUCCUCGAAUAUGCAACAGUAUUCCCUCCAGCAGGACCAAUCCCAACGGCUCCAAGUUCGGAAGAGUAUGGAUGUGAUCUUUACGAUGAUAUUUACAACGCGGCUUACUAUGUAAAUCCAUGUUUCAAUAUUUACCAUCUCACAGACUAUUGUCCAUACUUAUGGGAUGAACUCGGAUUCCCAUCACUCGGUGGAGGACCCAACAACUACUUCAAUCGUACCGACGUCAAAGAAGUUAUUCACGCUCCGGUCGAUACCGAUUACUUUGUCUGCACUGGAGGGCCCAACUUAUUCCCAAAUGGAGACAAAUCGAUCGAUUCCGCACUUGGCCCACUUCCCUCUGUCAUUGAACGCACAAACAACGUUAUCAUCGGCCAUGGUCUCCUCGAUUUCCUCCUAUUUGCUAAUGGUUCUCUAAUCACCAUUCAAAAUAUGACCUGGAAUGGACUCCAAGGAUUCCAAGAAGCACCUUCUUCAACCCAGAACUUAUACGUCCCAUACCACCAAUCUCUUGGCACCAUUCUCACUAUUGCUAACGCUGCAAUCCCCAACACCCCGCCCCAAAAUGAUGUUGCUGGGGCUGGAUUUCAGGGAACCUGGCACACGGAGAGAGGACUCACAUUCGCAACUGUCAAUUUGGCAGGUCAUGAAAUUCCUCAGUAUACUCCUGGAGUAGGAUACAGACAACUAGAGUUUUUGCUGGGUAGGAUUGCGAAUUUGAGUGUGGUGGGUGAUUACACGACGCAGACGGGAAACUUUACCGGAGUUAGUGCACCAUUGAAGAUGAGGGGUUUGGAAUAUUAA